AUGCACGGGAGGCUCGAGGAACCACAAAAACCGAUCAAAGUCGGGCGCUCUCAAGACUCUCGACUACAGGCCCUAAAAUGGGAGGAAAAACUUUCAUCGGAUCAAGGAAGAUCCCUGCCGAGCAGCUGGAAACAGCCAUCGCGGUUGACGGCGAUGCUGCUUGAACCCUGCUUGUAUUGUCUUUCCACGAUACCUAGAAUAGAGCUGGCUGGACACAACCAUGAUCAGCCUCCUUUGAUAACGAAACGCGAACCACUGCUCAUGAUGGGCGGAGAUGCUGGUGGAGAUGCCACUGGUCGGGGAAUGUCAGCGGCUGACGGGGAGUCUCCCCCUCCCGAGACAGAGCAGCCAUAUCAGCCUAUGCGGUCUGCAUCUGCUUCCUCGCUGCCGUUUGAAGGUUGGAAAAAGAGCACUGUGAACUCAUCCAGCCGCAGAAGUAUCAGCAGAAAUGGAGAUAGGCGCUCACAAAGGGCGCAGAGUGCCACCAGGAUCCGGCGGGCGUCGCUCUCCUCCCAACUUCCCGGUAGGCUUGACUUUCUAGAUCGGAAGGAAAAAGGUCCCUUUCCGUCCACCCUGGUUGAUGUAUCGAAAAAGCUUGGAACAUUUUCCGGUGUCUUUGUUCCUACAACUUUAAAUGUUCUGAGCAUUCUCAUGUUCCUUCGAUUCGGCUUCAUCCUUGGGCAGAGCGGGGUCUUGGGAAUGUUGGGAAUGCUUGUUGCCUCGUAUAUGAUUAAUUUGGUUACGACAAUGUCCAUAUCUGCAAUCGCAACCAAUGGAACCGUUCGAGGUGGCGGUGCCUACUACCUUAUUUCACGCUCCUUGGGACCUGAAUUUGGAGGCUCUAUUGGCACCGUAUUCUACAUAGGCUGUGUGUUCAACACAGGAAUGAACGCUGUUGGUUUGGUUGAUUGUCUGACCCAGAGCUUUGGUUCCGCAUCGGGUUCUUUGUCUAAUUUCCUCCUGGAAGGCUUCUGGUGGCAGUACCUCUGGGGUACAAUAGUUUUGGUCUUGUGCACAGGGAUCUGCUUGGCGGGGAGCUCAAUGUUCGCUAGGGCUAGUAAUGGACUCCUUGCAGUCCUGCUAGUGGCGACAUAUAGCAUUCCGCUCUCCCCGCUACUACUCGGUCCAUUCGCAAACCAUAAAAUUGGUAUAGAGUACACCGGCUUUAGCCUGACAACGUUCCUUGGGAAUUUAAAACCGGGAUUCACCAAAGGAGCGGCAGGAAGCCAGAUCCCAGGCAAGGAGAGUUUCCAAAAUUUGUUUGGCAUAUUGUACCCUGCAACGGGGGGAAUAUUUGCGGGCGCAAGUAUGUCGGGUGAUUUGAAGAACCCAAGUCGAUCCAUCCCGAAAGGUACCCUAUCCGGACUCGGCUUGACGUUUGCCACUUAUACUAUUGUGAUCUUGGUGAUUGCCUCUACAGUGACAAGAGAAUCUUUAUAUAGAGAUGUUAAUAUUAUACAAGAUAUCAAUAUGUCCGCUGCUCUCAUCGUUCUCGGAGAAUUUGCAACCACUUUUUUCUCGGCCCUGAUGGGCCUCAUCGGCGCGUCAAAGCUACUUCAGGCUAUUGCCAGAGAUGAUCUCAUUCCCGGCGUCUCCUUUUUUGCCAGAGGAACGCCAAAGACCGAUGAGCCUACGCGAGCUAUUAUAUUUACCUUUGUUAUCGCGCAGUUGACAAUGUUGCUUGAUAUCAAUCAGAUUGCGUCGUUUAUCACUAUGAUUUAUCUAAUGACAUUUCUAGUGACAAAUCUUGCGUGUUUCUUACUCAAAAUUGGGUCUGCACCAAAUUUCCGCCCUUCGUUUCAUUAUUUCAACUCCUGGACAGCACUAGCUGGGGCAUUGGUUAGUGGCACUAGUAUGUUUUUCGUUGAUGGUGUAUACGCGGCGGGGUGCGUUUGCGUUUUGGUACUCCUGUUUCUUCUUAUCCACUACACCACGCCUCCGAAAUCAUGGGGCGAUGUUAGCCAAAGCUUGAUUUAUCAUCAAGUUCGAAAAUAUCUGCUACGCCUCCGCCCCGAACAUGUGAAGUUCUGGCGCCCACAGGUACUCCUCUUUGUUGACAACUUUGACGUGCAGUACAAAAUGAUACAUUUCUGCAACUCGUUGAAGAAAGGCGGAUUGUUCGUGCUGGGCCAUAUUCUUGUGACUAAAGAGUUUGCACGUGCGGUACCUGAAGCAAGGCGAGAACAGACGCUAUGGAAUAAAUUUGUCGAAUAUUCAAAAGUCAAAGCGUUUGUUAACGUUACGGUGGCCCCUACAAUCGAAUGGGGAGUGAGGAAUGUAGUUCUGAAUUCCGGGUUGGGGGGCAUGAGGCCUAACAUCGUUGUCAUCGAUCAGUUCCGCCGACAAAGCGGGCGGCUCAGCGCAGAGGGUGACGACAACGCAGUGCCCGCACGUGGAAGGACAAGUGCUCGACAGGGUCCUGGGAUGGAGGUUAUCGACAAGGCAUACUCGAUGAGUGUACAAAGCUACGUGACUGUAUUGGAGGAUCUUCUUUUCAAGCUUCGAAUUAACGUUGCCAUCGCGCGAGGAUUUGAGGAUCUGGAGCUACCCAGCCCUACAGGGCGUGGUACCAAACGGUACAUCGACCUUUGGCCCAUCCAGAUGUCUGCAGAGUUUUCUGGUGAAGGGUGUUACAGCAGCCAAAAUAUUGUGACAACCAACUUUGACACGUAUACGCUUAUUUUACAGCUGGGAUGUAUCCUUCAUACGGUGCCAUCCUGGAAGAAUUCUUACAAGUUGAGAGUGGCGGUAUUCGUGGAGUAUGAGACGGACGUCGAAGAGGAGCGUGGAAGGGUUGCAACGUUAUUAGAGAAGCUGCGGAUCGAAGCUGAAGUGCUCGUGUUCUGGCUUGCGAGUGGGGGACUUAAAUCUUAUAAAAUCAUCGUGAAUGGAGAACAAGCCGCUUUGGCGGAGAGGGCACGGGUUGAUUCUGUUCUGGAAGAGGAGGAUUGGUGGCAGGAGAUCAAGAGAUUCCGAAAGGGAGAACAUGACCGUCGAACGAAGGGAAGAUCGGGGCAACCUUCACGCCCACACCCUACGUGGCUACGCUCGCAAGAGGAGCACGAAAACAGCCCCCUACGAAAGUUUAUCGAGUCAUCCCGGAGAAGAAGAUCUGUAGGAAGCCUUGGCGGUAUGGCAGUCAGCCUGGGCAUGCAAACCCAACGCCUCUUGGACUCCAUGGUCGACUACCAUCCUGAUGAAAGUGAGGAGUCAUCGUCCGGUGGAGGAAGUGAAAUGGAAGCAUAUGUGAGCGAAGCGGACGACGAAGAUGAAGACGUGGAUGCAGAUGCAGAGGACAUAGGGGAUGAGCCAUCGUCACCGGCGGAAGCCAGGACAACUCCAAGGUCAGCAUUUCUAGGGAGUCCAAGAAAGCCACGUAUCGACGCCAGAAAACGUCGCGUAGGUUCUGUAUCGGAGUCUGCCGUGACUGAUUCAGAGGACUCCGGAACGGAAGCUUCGACGUCUUGUCCCACGCACCCAGCAAUCAGCAGGGUGAAAGCUGAGGGGACAGCGCCUUCUCGGGACAAAUCAGGCAUGGUCAGAACCUCUUCAACGGUGAGGUUUUCUUCGGCGCCAAUACCAGAAACGAAGGUCGCGACGGAGGAGGGGACAGGACCAUCGAUCAUGUUCGCCGCAACAGACUUGGGACGGCCUGGGCCCAGAUCCUCUUCGUCUAUCUACAAGCGACCCUCUUCCCCCGACCACCCCAGGCCGGAGUCGUCAGCGCGGGCCGACCGUGCUUCGGGCUAUCCGUUACAGGCUUCUGUUCCACUCUCAUUUAACGAUCUCCCACGCCGUGCGCAGCAUCUCAUUGUGAACGAGCUGAUGAAGUCACAUAGCAAGAAGACUGCGGUUAUCAUGACCACGCUCCCGUCUCCUGUAGAAGGGACCUGUCGAGAUCCCGGGGCAAGCCAGCAGUACUUGAGUGACUUAGAGCACGGACGAUUUACUGCGAAAGCGCUCUGCAGAUGUGCAGGGAGUGCAUACCAUAAGAAGGGGCAUUGUCAUGCUUGGCUUGCGGAGACUGUUGCAGAGAAAAAGAAGGCUCAGAAGGGCCUAGAUGGGCUAAAUGUAGCCAGAGAAGCAAAAGCUUGUGAGGAAUGGGAGCCUUCUAGUAGCAUGAAAUGCAUUAAGCUUCGCAGUGGAAGAACAUCUGGUAGAAAGCCUGCAUUCAAAUUCACAGGUGGCAGUGGAGGAGUUGGCUGGUAUUGA
Molecule: messenger RNA, 4212 nt
Organism: Coccidioides immitis RS
Lineage: Eukaryota; Fungi; Ascomycota; Eurotiomycetes; Onygenales; Onygenaceae
Product: cation chloride cotransporter
Exons: 6
Coding region: 1-4212 (1403 amino acids)
Biological process (GO): potassium ion import across plasma membrane; cell volume homeostasis; chloride ion homeostasis
Cellular component (GO): membrane
Molecular function (GO): potassium:chloride symporter activity
Source: RefSeq, a predicted model, not a curated record